Molecule: messenger RNA, 1713 nt
Organism: Eublepharis macularius
Lineage: Eukaryota; Metazoa; Chordata; Lepidosauria; Squamata; Eublepharidae
Product: calcium homeostasis modulator protein 6-like
Exons: 2
Coding region: 65-1024 (319 amino acids)
Molecular function (GO): monoatomic cation channel activity
Source: RefSeq, a predicted model, not a curated record
UCUUGCAAGGGAGGAGAACAUAUCAGAUGGUAGACUUUGAACACCAGAGGAAAUCCAGGGUUGGAUGAUGGAAAAGUUUCGCACAGUGAUAGACUUCUGCCUUAGUCACCAGAAACUGCUGGGUUACGGUGCCGUGUCUCUGCUGACAGCUGGCAGUGAACGUAUAUUUUCUGUUGUGGUGUUCAAAUGCCCUUGCAAUUCCUGGAAUCUACUCUAUGGCUCUGUCUUCAUGCUGGUUCCAGCCCUUAUUCUAUUUCUGCUUGGUUUGCUACUCAGUACCAGGUCCUGGAGAGUGCUCACAGGAUGCUGUGCCCCAGGCAGGCUGUCAAGGGCUGGCCACAGGGGCCGCAUCUGCCGUUACCUGCGAAUACUGUGGCUAGUAGUCAUCGGUGCUGCUGUGGCUCCCCUCACGUGGAUUGCAGUGGCCUUACUGGGGGGCCACUUCUAUGAAUGUGCUGCAAGUGGAAACACCAUAGUGCAGAGGUACAUGUGCCAAGGUGAAGGAAGUCAGUGCUUGAAGGAACUGCCUCAAGUGCCUUGUGGUGAUGGUUCUUCACAGAAGGUGCAAGAUUCACUCAUGAGCCUGCGAGCACAAUCUCAGGUGAUGGGAUGGAUUUUGAUCUCCACUGUCACCAUAUUGGCUCUAAUUUCAACUUGUAUCUCCCGCUGUCGUUCUCCAGUCAGUGUUCUUCACCUUGCAUUCUGGAAAAUGUACAUGGCAAAGGAACAAGAGCUUUUUGAGAUCAAGGCCAAGGAACAUGCCGCCAAGCUGGCAGAGAGAAAUCUAAAGUGCUUCUUUGACUCUACUGAGCUGAAACCAUUUCUGACUCCAGGCACCCAAAGCUGGCAAGCUAUUUCCUCCUUGUUUGCUUUUAACCCUGAAGAGCAUUACUACAGCAUGAUACACAAAUACGUCAGCAGCAAAAACAAGAAUAGUAGCAUUAGGUCUGCAGAGGGGGAUACGUUUCCUGCCUGCCUCGGGUUUGUGGAUGCUGCUGUAGUUACUGAAACAAAAGUAUUUUAGUAAAUUAGUUUGGUAGUCCUUCAGCCUCCAUUGCAAAAUAAUCUUUAACUGGUUAUGUAAAACGAAAAUCCAUGCAAUACUUUUUAUUAGGACUAGUCCAAAUAAUUCUGUGCAAAUGUUUGAGUUCUCUAGGGCUCCUCAUCAGGCAGGAUGUUAAAAACAAGAACAAAUAUGAAGGAGCAAAGAAAAAUAUAUCUACCAACUUUUUGAAUAACUGAUUGAUGUGGGGUACCUUUCUGGUAACUGAUUAGGGUGUUUAUUAUGUCUUUGAAAGAGUUUGGCUUUGUAUGGCUAUUAUUGCUUUUGGAAAAUCCAAUAAUCAAGCUUUCAUUUUUUUAAAAGACUGAAUGAUCCAUAAUGCCAUUGUUUAUGUGAAUCCCAUACUAAGUGACUGUGAUGGAUAGGACCAGGUCCAGCUCCACCUUCCAGGGAAACAGCCAAUAAGAGUUAGCAGAAUGCUGGGGCUGGUGACUUUGAAAUCUGUUAUGACAGUUAGUGAGAAGGGAUUAUCUGAGCUUGGAAAGGGAGCAGCCUGAAUAGAACUGACUUCUGAAAAGCCAUGUGAUUAUUUGCUGGAAUGAACUGGGAUCGAAAGUUCAACUAUUAGAAACAAUGUAUCUAUGUGUUUGACUUAUCUAAACAUUGUUGAAGUUGUAAAAAAUGUUUCAAUAAUAAAUAACUUCAAUAAU